AUGCCGUCGGCCUUCCACGACCCGUACGACGCCGACACGCUGCCAGAGUACCCGCCGCAUGACGCUGGGCGAGCCGGAACAACCGCAGCUCGCCGUGGCGCAGACUCGAAAGGGGACGACGAGGCGGCAAGACUCGUCAAAGGUGGACGGCGCGAGGGCGAACCUGUCCCGCUCGAGGUCGACGGAUUCGCCUACGAGCUCGGUCGUGUGCAUCACGACGUCGACACGUUCCACGACGCCGUCGCUCGGCUCACGGCGCUCAAAGCCCAGGUCCUCGCGCUCGAGCCCGAGGACUCGACGCUCGUCGCGCAGUCGCUUCUCGCGAGCCUCGCCGUCCAGACGGCCGACUCGUCGCAGCUCUUCAAGCAGCUCCCGCAGCAGAUCAAAACGUUCGGCGACAAGCUGCCGUUCCUCAAGCCCGGCGCCGGCCGUUUCCUCGUCACGAGCGCCGAGUCGAUGCCGCUCCAAAGCGAGCUCGCGGCAUGCGCCACGACGCUCCGCUCGGCCGUGCACGAGGUCCACAAGCUCGCCGACGUCGAGGAAAAGGAGAAGCAGUCGGCCCGGGUCCGCCUCCUCAAGACGAUCAAGGCGCAGAUGGGUCUGAGCGGCGACGACUCGCUCGUCAUGGCGGCGCUGCUCACAGCGGAGCGAGAAGGGUCGUCUCACUUUGCCGAGCAGCUCAAGGCUGGCUCGCCAAGCUGGCGGUGGGCCGUCGAGCGGCCGUUCUCCCGACUUGGCGCCGACAUCGGCAGAGCGGGCGACCUCUCUUUCCUCGACCGCCUCGAGGCUGUCCCUCCUCCCUCUUCUUCCUCCUGGCUCAAUCCUCUCGUAUACCUCCCUCUCGGUCUCGCCCGCAAAGGAGCUCCCGGCGUCGGCGUCGUCGACGGCGCACGGCCCCCUAGCGCGCCGCCGACCUACUCGCCUUUCGCGCUCCGCAGCGGCGAGCGAGCCGGCUUCUCGCCUCUCGUCGACGCCGACGAGGAGGACCGCCUCGGGUCGUACGGCGAGCGCCUGGACGAGCCGCCGAGGGCGGCCGCGCCGACCAAGUGGGCUCGAGUCGCGCUCGGCGUCGUCGUGCUCGCGGUCCUGCUCGGCAGCGCGGUCGCCUUGACGCUGUGGACGAGGCAUGUCGACGAGUACGACGUGUCGCAGGACUCGAUGGCGGCGGGACUGGGAGGGCUCGCGUAG
Molecule: messenger RNA, 1188 nt
Organism: Rhodotorula graminis WP1
Lineage: Eukaryota; Fungi; Basidiomycota; Microbotryomycetes; Sporidiobolales; Sporidiobolaceae
Exons: 5
Coding region: 1-1188 (395 amino acids)
Source: RefSeq, a predicted model, not a curated record